AUGCCUGCAUUAAGAUUUAAAACUUGUCGUCUACUUGAAGGAAAUGUUUGGAACAGGGAACUUACAAUAAUACAACGCCGCAUUCUUCGAAGAUUGAGGAACAAGACGAGAUCUGUUAAGAGAAUGAUUUAUUCUCGAAAAAAUCUGAAUAGUUACAUCCAAUUACAAACUACACGAAAGUUGCCCCUUUUUCAUGGAGAUUUACCCAUCACAGAGAUGCAUAGAGGAACAGAACGAACUUCAUAUAUCCCUUUUCCACUCAAUCCAGAAACAAGAUCGGACGUUAUUCCGGUUCGUCUCCAUUUUAGUGAAACUCUUCCUCAAGCAAGGCAGCCGAUAAGUCAUCGAAGGCUUUGUGUGAAUAAUGUAAUAGUCAGCAUUACUUCUUUUCAAGUUUCCCAAGGUGAUUUCAUAUCUUUGAAAGAAAAUGAUGCUAUAAUCUAUUCAGAAAUAAGGAGAUCCUUCUAUAUCGAAAUUUCAGUUUCUAAAAUCAUAGGAAAAUCCCUGGAUAGCCCGGUAAGAAUGUGGAGAAGAACCAAAACGGAAUGGUUCCGCUUACUUAAAACUAAGAGGGGAUGCCGCCUACUACUGAAAGACCCGUUUUUGCAACAGUUGCGUUCUUCUAUGCAAGACGAAGACUUAGAAAGAACAAAGAAGUUUGGAUCCGAAAAAGUAUGCUUAGGCAGUUCUUUCGCUGAACACAAGAGAAUCAAGAGGAAUUUUUAUCAUUUCAAAUCGAUAUUCUUAUCGAAGAGAAGGAACGAAAAAACCCUAAAUCUUACUACUAGAAAAAGAAGUCCUAUAGUUUACAACUCUUCUUUCUAUAGUAAUUUGACCUCUUGCUCCACCCAUCAGUCUUCUAUGAAGAGAAAAAUAAAAAGCUCUUCCCUAUCUACUCAUUAUUCGGAGGUGAAUCAUAGAACACCAAAAGCUGUGCUAUCUUAUGGACCUAACAUAGGUCACAUCCCUCACGUGCGCCAAGAGCACAUUCGAUAG
Molecule: messenger RNA, 996 nt
Organism: Helianthus annuus (common sunflower)
Lineage: Eukaryota; Viridiplantae; Streptophyta; Magnoliopsida; Asterales; Asteraceae
Source: the annotation of a RefSeq genome assembly